Messenger RNA from Myotis myotis, 971 nucleotides. It is a transcript of the gene GUCA2A, whose product is annotated as guanylate cyclase activator 2A. The record is from RefSeq and is a predicted model, not a curated record. Bases 488 to 823 code for a protein of 111 amino acids. Gene Ontology annotation, molecular function: guanylate cyclase activator activity. The transcript is spliced from 3 exons. Gene Ontology annotation, cellular component: extracellular region. NCBI's taxonomy places the organism in Eukaryota, Metazoa, Chordata, Mammalia, Chiroptera, Vespertilionidae.
UUCUCUAAGAAAGUGUUCACCCAUUCUCCAGAACUGGGCACUGGCAUGCCCUUCUUUGGGAAACCUUCCUGAACUGCUCUACACCUGGACUGGGGGAGGUGCCCCCUCAUUCCCCACCUGACCCCUCUCCUACUUCCCUGAUCACCCAGCAUUGCCACUGUCUGGGACCCCUCAAGGCCCGGGCUGGGUCUACAGACCCGGCCCAGCAUAGGGCCCGGCCCAGAGCAGUUGCCAGUGAGUGUAUGUGGUUGGUGAAUGAAUGCGGAACCCAGCUGGCUGUGGGUCAAAAAUGAGUGCUCAGGAAGGGAACUGAUCUCUUAUCUACCAGGGCUGUCUUGAGCCUUAGUUGAUUAGGCCUUAAUUUACAGGUGAGCAGAUGAGACUGCCAAAAGUUCCUGGGUUACUCAGUAACCCUGCCUUCUUUAAAAGCCCCACUGUUUCCCUUUGACAUCCAGAACCAGCCACUCCUCUCUCUGGCACUGCAGCCAUGAACACCUUCCCGCUUGCCGCACUGUGCCUCCUAGGAACCUGGGCUGCCCUGGCAGGGGGAGUCACUGUGCAGGAUGGAAAGUUCUCCUUUUCUCUGGAGUCAGUGAAGAAGCUUAAGGGCCUCCGGGAGCUCGGGGAGCCCAGCAUCGACAGCGGAGUGCAGUUUGAUGGACCUGUGGUUCCCGACCUCUGUAGCUCUACUGAGUUUCCUGCAGAACUCAAGCCUGUCUGCGAGGAGCCCAACGCCAAUGAGAUCCUGGGGAGGCUGGAGGUCAUCGCUGAGGACCCGAGCACAUGUGAGCUCUGCGCCUACGCUGCCUGUGCUGGAUGCUAGGACAGCAGGAGCUCGCUGUCCUCCCCCGCAGAAUGCUCCCACUCCUGGCAUCUUUAUCUGCCCUGCCCCCAAUGGAGGACCAAGGAGAGAGCAGCCUGGGGAGACCCAGCCCCUGACCCCAUCAGAGCUGCCAGCUGCUGGCUGCUUC